This is a messenger RNA of Podarcis muralis (Common wall lizard), 1351 nucleotides long. RefSeq names its product LIM domain only 4 (gene LMO4). NCBI's taxonomy places the organism in Eukaryota, Metazoa, Chordata, Lepidosauria, Squamata, Lacertidae. The record is from RefSeq and is a predicted model, not a curated record.
GGCCAGCCCACCAGCACCAACCCGCCGGUCUCCCCCUGCGAGAGCUCUCCCGAAGCUACAGCCACGUUGUCCACGGCCUCUUGCACCAUAGAGGGGAAACAGACCAUGGUGAACCCAGGCAGCAGCUCGCAGCCUCCCCCGGUCACCAGUGGCUCCCUCUCAUGGAAAAGAUGUGCAGGCUGCGGGGGGAAGAUUGCUGAUCGCUUCUUGCUCUAUGCCAUGGAUAGCUAUUGGCACAGCCGGUGCCUGAAGUGCUCCUGCUGCCAAGCCCAGCUGGGAGAAAUUGGUACGUCCUGCUACACUAAGAGCGGCAUGAUCCUGUGCAGAAACGACUACAUCAGGUUAUUUGGAAAUAGCGGCGCUUGCAGUGCUUGUGGGCAGUCAAUUCCUGCUAGUGAGCUGGUUAUGAGAGCACAAGGGAAUGUCUAUCAUCUUAAGUGUUUUACGUGCUCUACCUGCCGGAAUCGCCUGGUCCCUGGAGACAGGUUUCACUACAUCAAUGGCAGUUUAUUCUGCGAACAUGAUAGACCUACAGCCCUCAUCAAUGGUCAUUUGAAUUCACUUCAGAGCAAUCCACUACUGCCAGACCAGAAGGUCUGCUAAAAGGUCAGAGUACUGCAGAAUGCGUGCCUUCAUCUCAAACUUUGUUCAUCACAGAUGGAUCCCAUGUCUCCAGUAGACAAGUCACCUUUGUAGCUAGCAUCAAUGCCAGCUCCAUGCCAUUGCACCUUCUUUACUCUUGGUUGCCCUUCCCACAUUUAUUGGUGUAUUAAAAUGACUGAAAAUGAACAUUAAGGACUCCAUGAAUUUGGGCUAUUGGGAGACUGUAGAGGAAAUGGAGAAAAAUGUCCACCAGAAGAGAACAACUUUGGGUGGGGAGGGAGUGGGGAAAAUGACUAAUGAAGCUAAUUAAGAUAAGCUUUUGAGUCUGCUUUCUACCCUCAUUAACAAUUAGCAGGGCACUGGUCAGAAUGUGUACCCUGUGUUUUACCUUAACAACAUUCUCUUUGCUCUUUGUAUAUUUAAGUGUUGUAAGGAAAUGUGUUUCAAAACUCAAAACAUGAGAUAAAGGAAAGAUGGGGCUCUUGUGAUAUUCUAUCACAAACACUUUUAUUGUAUCUCUGUAAAAUACAAUGUAUGUAUGCAUGUAAGUGUUUUUUUUGUCCUAAUGUUGCUACUUCCCAUGACACAAAAAAGAAAAAAAAUCAAGCUCAUAGCAGCUACUGUGUAGAAAUUUUCACCUACUUCUAAUUUGCUGAAUGAAGAAGAAGAAAACUUUUAUUUGUGAUACUUUCAGAGACAUUUGCUCUAGUAUGGUGUAUUUAAAUAAUAAAAACAUAAAAUGAAAAUA